AUGCAGCCGCUUCGUCGCGCCGAUGGUCCUCGUCGCCCCCUCUUCUUGCACCCGGAUAAUUACUGCCAGAAAGUCCUUGAUGCGAAAAUCGAGACUUUCGAGGCCAAAAAUUACUUUACUGCAAUGUACAACCUCUGUGAGGUCGACCCGACCAGGCCACGGGCUCGAAAAGGGCUCCUCAAGGGCGAGUUGAUACUCAAGGCCUUGUACGGCAACCCGACGGCUGCGAUCCGCGGCGAUGCCGGCGGGUUUCUCACUCGGAAGCAGCCGGGCCAGAAGUCCGUCGCCGAGAAGACCAACGUGGAUGCCGACAGCUUCACGCUGUACUCCGUCGUCGCUACAGCAGCGCUGGUUCGCUUCUACGUAACAAAAGCCCAACUGGGCUAUGAAGCUGAGGUCUUGACGUCGACUGACUUAUACUACCUCAGAGAGCUUUUUGGGAACGGCCACGAAAAGUGUGCAGUCCGUCCCCCGACCACUGCAGGCGAUCAGAUGCUUGAAGAGAGCGACAACGAAGCGGAGACCUGCGACAUCGAUGAGCCUUUCAGCGACGCGUCGGGCGGCAAGGAUUGA
Epithele typhae is the source of this 573-nucleotide messenger RNA. RefSeq lists its product as uncharacterized. The transcript has 6 exons. The coding region runs from base 1 to 573 and encodes 190 amino acids. The record is from RefSeq and is a predicted model, not a curated record. Lineage: Eukaryota; Fungi; Basidiomycota; Agaricomycetes; Polyporales; Epitheliaceae.